UUUGAUUAGUUUUGUUGUUAGCUUUUUCAAGAUGAAACGUGGGCGCUGUGUAUUAUCUAUCUUGCUUAUUCUUGGGCUUCUGAUUAAACAUGCUCGUGGUCAGGCCACCCCCGACUCGGUCCAGACGGCAGUGUUGGCGAACGCGGCAGCACUUAACACCAUACUAUUUACUACUUUUCCGACACUAAUAGGAAAUACUGCCAGUGUUAUACCUAUCCUGAAUUCAGCCCAAGCAGCCGCCAUAAACAACGCCUUUUUGUUAGCGCAAUUAAACGGUCAGGCUAAUCAGCUAGCUGCAGAAUUGGUUGUGCUAACUGACGAUUUAAAUACUCUUGGACCUGCCGUCACUGCCCUAGGAGCAGGCGUAACCAAUGUUGGUGUUACCAUUGACGCUAUACAAGUUCUCCAGACCAUGAUAACUAAUAGUUUAGCUACUACGAGCACGAAUGUAGGCAAUUUAGAAAAUGCUGUAGCUGCUAAUUCACUAUUAAUCAACGGAAUUGAAAGCAAGGCGUGUGCUUUGGAUAAGACAUUUGAUGAGGUAAAUGAAAAUGUCAACAGACUUGAAAUCACCAUUACUGACACUAACAUGCGGAUUCAAGGAGUUGAAAACACUAUCCAUGGCAUAAAUGGAUUUAUUAACGCAAUUGAAUUACUUUUAACAAGCAAUGUAGCUAAAAUCGACUGGCUGAAGAAGUCUGCAGAAAAAAUCAAAACAACUGCACAUACUUUAAUUGAUCUUUGUCAAAGUAUAACAAACAAGAUCGACAUGGUUAAGAAUCAAAUCGAUGCUAAAAAGCCAGCACUCAAGCCUCUACUGAAUGAUAUUGAGUCUAGCGUCGAAAUUAUUCAUGAAAGUCGGAACUUGCUUGGCUUCUUCGAUGAAAAAGUUAACUUUUUGACGGCGAGAGUUGACGUUCUAUUCUUAUCAAAAGAGAUAACUCACAUUUCCCACACAACCAAUGCACAACUUGCAAUACAAAAGGUUGCUUAGAAAAACAAAUAACUGU
This is a messenger RNA of Ruditapes philippinarum (Manila clam), 1010 nucleotides long. RefSeq lists its product as uncharacterized. The transcript is spliced from 3 exons. NCBI's taxonomy places the organism in Eukaryota, Metazoa, Mollusca, Bivalvia, Venerida, Veneridae. The record is from RefSeq and is a predicted model, not a curated record. The coding region runs from base 32 to 994 and encodes 320 amino acids.